UGCCACUACCUCAAGCUAGCUUGGGAUGAUUUCUGUCACAGUGAAAUCAUUAAAUAUAUAAUGACAUCCAAAUUAGGAAUUCUUAUUUCUAAAUUGGUUUUCGAUGUUAUUAUUUUUAAAAGAACCUGUGCAUUAUGUUACGCCUUUUAAACUUCUCAUAACAAGUCUAACUACCGUACUUUAACGAAAUAAAGGUAAAGAGAAUGGCUCGGCCAAAGCAUAGAGUUAACACGGAUAUAUGCGCUGAUUGCGGAGCACUCGAACCAGGAUGGGCUUCAUUGAACAGAGCAAUUUUAUUAUGUGAUGACUGUUGUGGUGUACAUCGUAGCCUUGGUCGUCAUAUAUCUCAAAUAAAAUCACUUCAUAAGAGCAUUUGGCAUGCAAACCUUCUUAAUAUGGUACAUACAUUGAAUGAUAAUGGAGCAAACAGUAUUUGGGAACAUUCCCUUUUAGAUCCUAGUAAUUCGAAAAUUAGUAGAAGAAAGCCUCAAGCUAAGGAUCCACUACACCCAACAAAAGCUGAUUUUAUUAAAUCAAAACAUCAACAUUUAGCAUUCAUAUUACGUCCAAGUAAAGAAGAAUGUUGUAGUGAAGAAGAAUUAAGUAGACAGUUGCAUAGUAGUGUUCGUACGAGUAAUUUAGAAACUUCUUUAAGAUUACUUGCACAAGGUGCUAAUCCAAGUUAUUUUUACAAGGAAAAGGGUACAACACCUUUACAUGUAGCUGCUAGAGCUGGUCAAGCUUUGCAAUUAGAGCUUUUAAUAGCUAAUGGUGGUAAUCCUAGCAUAAUUGAUUCAAAUGGGCAGACACCUGCUGAAAUUGCCAAAAUGGCAGGACAUAUGGACUUAUCUGACCGCCUAAUUGAAUGCAUGUAUGAAUUAACAGAUAGACUAACAUCCUUUAUAUGUUCACGUAAACCAAACCAUAGACUGGAUGAGCAUAUAAUUAUACCUGAAUGUACAUUAUUAUUGGAACAAAGUGAUCUGUGUUUAGAAGGAAGGAAUAAGUUACAAAUGUUAUCGAAUCAUUUGUUGGAAGAAUUGGCAAUGGAUGUUUAUGAUGAAGUAGAUCGUCGAGAAAAUGAAGAAAUUUGGUUUGCAUCUGCAUCCUUACCAGAAAAAUGUACAGUGCCUUUCCUACCAGUGAACCCACAGCUAUCAUCAACAAGAAAUCAAGGUAGACAAAAACUAGCAAGAUUUACACCAAAGGAGUUUGCUACACUUAUUAUAGAUUUUCUCAUUGAGGCUCGCAGAAGACAUAUGCUUGCAAAUAAUGCACCAUUACAAGUAUUUCUAGAUCCAGCUAUUUCUAUACUUCGUAAAGAACAACAUGGAAAGUAUGGAUCACAAAUGUCUGAUGAUGAACCAUUGUAUGAUAGUGUUGCUUCUGAUGAUGAUUAUGCAUUGACAUCAUCUGACAAUGCAGUGCCUGAAUAUUCCGCACAGUUUAAAAUGGAUAACGAGGAAGCUUUUGCACCAUUAGCUAAGGGACUUCCAUCUGUCGUUGAAGUUUUAAAAAAACAAUUAACUCUCUCCGAAUCUACUAUCAAGGAUCUCCGUGAGCAGAUUCGUACUCUGCAGAGUACUGUAGAACAACUGACACAUGAAAAUAAUGAACUGAAGCAAAUGAUUCAUGUAAAAGAAUCUACUGAUGGAGUUAUUAAUGGUCAUGUUAGUGGAGAACAAGAGCCAGAACUAGAACCAGUGCUUGAUAUAAAAACAUCUCUUAAUAGGAGCAAUCAACGUCCUGCGUCUAUGUAUGAAACACGAGAAGGUUUGCGAAAACCAAAUUCGUGGUCAACGUCUAUUUGUCAGGCAAAACGAGAUUCAGAGACAAUAUCUCGCAAUAACACACAAAGUUUAUGGGAAUGCGAUGCUCCUAACCUUCCCCCUAGCGAGGAAGUUACUCGAAGAACUGAACAAGUUACAAGAAGAAUUCAGGAACUGUGGAUGGCCAUGCAAGAUCCAAAACAACGAGAAGCUUUUGUACCUUGUGCAGAAAGAAUUCGUGUUGCUGUUGCUGAACUCACAGCUAUAUUUCCCCAAAAUCCUAUUGAGGAAAACAUCAGAUCUGCUCUGCGACAAUUAAAUGGUAAUACAGGUAGACUUCAAGCAGAAUGUUCUGGUCUUCAGAGAUGUACUAGUGAUAUAGAACAUAUGGACAGAUGCCUUCAGCAAGUACGUUCAUGUGCUUAUGAUAUUGCCAAAGCAACAAAGCUUCUUGUUACCCAAUUUUAAACGUAACAGAUCAAAGGCAAAGUAUUACAAAUUAAAUAAUUCUUUCAUAUUUGAUGUAUAUAAAUUGUACAGACGCUUAAUAUCCUAAUACUCAAAAUCAUCACAGAUUAAUACAUUGAAUAAGUAUUCGUCUUAUAUUACAUAACAAUAAUUUGUUGUCUAAUAUUCUUAUUUUUAUUGUAAUGUAAAUAAGAAGCAAAUUUUAACACAUGAAUAUUCUUAUAGUUUGUUAAAUCGUAUAAAACAUGACACGUUUCAAGAUUCGAUAUAAUAUUUACGUAACUUUUAACGUAUGAUAAAGACUGAAUAGCCAUGAACCAAUGAAUUUUAUUAAUAUGCAAUUUUAGUUUCUAUACUUGGUUUUACAAACAUACUUUUUGCUCAUAUAAGCUGGCAUAUAAGAAACAAUUAUAAAUGUGAAAAAAUUUAUUGCAUUUGUGUGAGUAAAAAAAGUAUUAAGUGCAAUACCAAAAGAUUUAAAGUAUCUUAAAGUUAUUAUUAAAACCAGGUAAAAAUUUUAUGCAUUUUUAGUGCCAAUAAAAAAAUUUAUUUUGCGAUAUCACUAAAUAAUUAUUUACCAUAAAAAUGUAUAAUUAAAAGAUUAAUUAAUAAAAAUGUGUUUUUAUCGAUAACUUAUAAGUGAUGAAAUAUUUAUAAAGAAUCCAUUUUGUACGUUUAAAUAUUAUAUUCUAUUAUAUAUGUUGGAGAUGGAAGGACAGCGGGAUUUCCCGUCCGGAAUGUUGGGAAAAACCCCGAUACCCUAGUCCAGACUUUUACUAUAGCUGCACUUAAGUAAUAAAAAUAAGGAAUAGUUUUAAUGUUCCAAUCUGACUUUAUGACGACGGGUUCGGGCUCGAAGUGACAUGGCAGGUCACCGGACGUAGCCACGGUCACGGGAGGGAGAUGUAUGAAAUGAUUAUAUGGCUCUUCUUAAAACAAAGAUUAACCCGAAAAGUGGGGACAGGAGUAUAUAAGGGCAGUUUCUUUUGGAUGAAGAGAGUUAGUUUGUUAGUUAGUCAUUGGACGAAUUACUGGUUGAGUUACCCGGAUCGAGUAGUACGUUGAUACUUUCCCUCCCGUGAACCGUGACUACGUCUAGUGACCCGCUAUGUCACUUCGAGCCCGAACCCAUCGUCAUAAAGUCAGAUUGGAACAUUAAAACUAUUCCUUAUUUUUAUUACUUAAGUGCAGCUAUAGUAAAAGUCUGGACUAGGGUAUCGGGGUUUUUCCCAACAUUCCGGACGGGAAAUCCCGCUGUCCUUCCAUCUCCGACAUAUAUAUAAAAAACCAGCUUAUAUUAAAGCAUUACAAAUAAGUGAGAAUUUUGUCGCCAGUAAAAGAAGAAAUGUUUUACUAUUAUUAUUAUUAUUAUUAUUAUUAUUAUUAUAUUAAUGUGAUCAAUACAUAUGUAACAAUGAAAGUUUAUAUUGAUAAUGCAUUAAUUAUUUUACUUCAGGUAUUUUCAUCAAGAAUUGCUCUUACUGUAUUAUUGGUAUUAAGAAUAUAUGUUUAAUAGUUAAAUAAAAUUUAAAUAUAUUAUCGUUGAUGCAAA
Bombus huntii is the source of this 3789-nucleotide messenger RNA. RefSeq names its product ARF GTPase-activating protein GIT2 (gene Git). NCBI's taxonomy places the organism in Eukaryota, Metazoa, Arthropoda, Insecta, Hymenoptera, Apidae. The transcript is spliced from 13 exons. Bases 204 to 2237 code for a protein of 677 amino acids. Gene Ontology annotation, molecular function: GTPase activator activity; protein binding. The record is from RefSeq and is a predicted model, not a curated record. Gene Ontology annotation, biological process: regulation of ARF protein signal transduction; brain development.